AUGGGGGAGAAGGAUAUUGAGGCACAGUUAGAGAAAUUGAAGAAAUACAGCACUGAGAUUCUUGUUCUGGCCCAUUCACAGAAUAAGGACAUAUUUUCAGAUAAGGAAAAUGGACUGAAGCAGAAGAAAGCUCACUUGAUGGAGAUUCAGGUCCCUGUUGAUGCAAUUUUCCAAAAAGAUGAGAUGAUUGAUAUCAUUGGAGUAACGAAAGGCAAGGGCUACAAAGGGGUCCCCCGCGUGGGCUUCGGAAAAAGGCGCCACAAAUCUGAUUGUUUAUGUGCAAUAUGUGUUUUAAAGCGCCGUAGAAAGGAGCGCGAAGAGAUUGCUAGAAUUACUAAAGACCAAACUGGAGCUGGCUAUAACCAAGAGGAAUCCUUGCGUUUGGAAAGUCCUGGCAGCUUGGACUCAUCAUCAAAUGCAGAUGAUUCAGUAGACAAUGAAUUAGAUGUUGAGGAAGAAACAAGAGACGAGGAGAAUGCAACAGUUUAG
Molecule: messenger RNA, 489 nt
Organism: Momordica charantia (bitter melon)
Lineage: Eukaryota; Viridiplantae; Streptophyta; Magnoliopsida; Cucurbitales; Cucurbitaceae
Source: RefSeq, a predicted model, not a curated record